GGAUCUCCGCAAAGAUCAGCUGGCCAGCGUCUAUAAUGCUUGAAAGGAACUGGCUUUCAUCACAAGCAUUGCAGAGUUUCUGAAGGAGGCAACAAAGCAUCGCUCCUCGCUUGCCUGCACUCUGAUGGAGGGGGCGAAGCACAUUCUGGCAGCUGUCCAGGCUAUUGCCGACGUCAAGUUCCGAAAGCUGCGAGUUCGCAAACAACUCCCACAGCGUGCCCUUGCUCUAUACAGUGUCAUCAGGAAGAUCGAGCGGAAGGUGGACUCGGAAGACGUGGAAGGUUACCUUGAGGUUGUGAAGGGUCAUGCUCACGACAAGCGCGCGGAGAGGAGGCAGUUCCGUAAGCACCAAGAAAAGAUAAGAACGAGGGGAGAUGAGGGGCGUAAGCAGAAGUCCUACGAUGGAAGUGUUUGCCCCCGUCUGACUGUUCGUUAUCUGAUUCGGAGGUCACAAGCGGCAGCGUACUUUUGUUGUCGAACUCGUCUGAUUCUGAUUCCCUCCUACUUUCCUCCUCUGACGGUUGUUGUUCUGAUCGGAAGAGGCGGAGCCGUCAUCGUCGUCACCGCAUUGCCAGGCAUUGUGAUUGCCGCUUGGAGCGCGAGCGCUGGGCGUCCUCCUCCGACUCUGACUCUGACUGUGUCAGCUAUGCGAGCAGGGACUCUGAUUGGUUGUCUGGUGGCGAAUCAUCCAGCUGUUGGUCGGCAUUGAGCUCCGACGAGGGGUGUGUGCCUGUGCCUGGCGAGGAGAAAGGCAGGCACAUAGUGGAGGCCAAGGUCGUGCACAUUGACGCUGUCAUGCGGCAGGUUCUGAUACACCUGUUCUCCGACGUGUGUAAGAGCGAUGCCAACGCUCUGACCUGGAGGAAAGACCUCAAUUGGCAGGUGCGCAUGCAGACCUGGUUUAAGAUCGGCUGGGAUGUGGUCCACAAGAUCGAUCCAGCCAUCAAAGAGGGGGAGCUGAAGAGUCUUCUCAGGAGCUGGGGUCUGAAGGACAAUCUGUCCGAAGCGCAGGCCGUUGAGGUUCGCACCUUGAAGC
Molecule: messenger RNA, 1036 nt
Organism: Chara braunii
Lineage: Eukaryota; Viridiplantae; Streptophyta; Charophyceae; Charales; Characeae
Source: the annotation of a GenBank genome assembly